Messenger RNA from Phacochoerus africanus (Common warthog), 3233 nucleotides. It is a transcript of the gene TMEM143, whose product is annotated as transmembrane protein 143. Bases 394 to 2313 code for a protein of 639 amino acids. The record is from RefSeq and is a predicted model, not a curated record. Gene Ontology annotation, cellular component: mitochondrion. NCBI's taxonomy places the organism in Eukaryota, Metazoa, Chordata, Mammalia, Artiodactyla, Suidae. The transcript has 8 exons.
AUUUUAAGGCCUGUGUUAAUGGGAUUUAUUAGGGGUGUUGGGAGAUCAGAACCCCUGGGAGGUCUGAAUCAGGGGGAUCCCUUUCAGGCUUUGAGAUAGCCCCCCGAGUGGAGAUCCCAGGCAUCUCAGGGUAGAUUUCAGGCUGUCCUGGUAAUUUGGGAUGAUAUCCUUAGAAUCAGGGCCACCCCUUAGAAUUCAGCUCCAUCUUCAUAAAAGUGCAUUUCCUCAAAUCGGGGGUCCAGACUGCAGAUGUGCGGGGAACGUGAGCUCCAAAUAGCUUCCUCGCAGAAUGAGGAGGCCGAGCCCCCGGCACUAAGCUACCUUCAGAGAAUGGGGGUCUUCCCUUUAAGGGCUCUGGACGAUGGGGCUCAAGGGUGGUGAGGUUUGGAGGUGAUGCUGCCUGACAGAGUCACCUCUACUCUGGAGGCCCGGUCUGCGUCACCUGGAGGCCUGCUCUUCCGUCCGCUCACCCUGCCCUCCUGGUCCCUGGCGCCACCUCAGACUUCUUUGGGCUCCUCUUUUUCCCGCCUUUUCGCUCCUUCACUGCUGAUUGGCUGCGCCGAAGCCCCGCCCCUCUCUUUUCCCGCCUUCUCUGAAGCAGACAGGGGCAGGGGCGUGGCCUCAGAGGACGUUGGGCGGCCCGCCGUUGGCAGGCUGCGCGCGGGAGCUCGGCCCAUCCCCGGCAGUCCCCGGAGCUUGCGCCCGCCCCGCCCCUUUGAAGUCUGCGGACAAAGAGAUACUUCUUCGGCGCAUGCGCCGAGUCCAAGGAGGGCGAGAGAGGGAGGUGACAGGUCGCGCAUGCGCAACCGAGUCGCGUCCUUAGAAGAAAAAUGGUUCCCCCACCCGGCUCAAAGAUCCAGGGUUUGCGCAUGCGUCUUACUGUGGACUGAAGCCGAACCUCGGAGGCCCAGAACGCCUUUCUGCACAUGCGCAAGAGGCUCAAUGACAGUCGAGCGUUGGCUAAGGCUGCGGGGAAAGGGUCUGGCUAUGCUGCAUGUGACCCGGGGGGUCUGGGGAUCCAGGGUCCGAGUAUGGUCCCUGUUGCCCGCGCUCCUCGGGCACCCCCGGGCCCUGUCAUCGCUGGCGGUCAAGAUGGGGGAGUACCGCAAGAUGUGGAACCCCACAGAGCCCCGCGACUGGGCCCAGCAGUACCGCGAACGUUUCAUCCCGUUCUCCAAAGAUCAGCUGCUCCGCCUCUUGAUACAGGAGUUCCAUUCCAGUCCCACGGAGAAGGCGGCUUUGGAGGAGUUUGCGGCUCACGUGGACUUUUGCACCUUGUUCCACUACCACCACGUCCUGGCCCAGCUGCAGGCCUUGUAUGACCCUAUCAAUCCUGACAGGGACACCCUUGACCAGCCUUCGCUUACCGAGCCCCAGCGUCUGGCCAAUGAGCAGGAGGUGCUUCAGGCUCUAGAGCCCCUGCUGGCCCAGGCCAACUUCUCCCAGCUCUCGGAGGACACCCUGGCCUACGCUCUGGUGGUCCAUCACCCUCAGGAUUUGGUCCAGGUGACAGUAAAUUUGGACCAGUAUAUCUACAUGCAGUUCUGGGCCCUGGGCCAGCGAGUUGGGCAGAUGCCCCGUAAGUCCAGCGUGGGCUCCAAGCGUGGCUUCUUCAAAUCGCCCCCUGCAGAGAGGAGAUACUUCAAGCGGGUGGUGCUGGCCGCCCGCACGAAGCGGGGGCACCUGGUGCUGAAGAGCUUCAAGGACACGCCGCUGGAGGGCCUGGAGCAGCUGCUGCCGGAGCUGAAGGUGCGCACGCCCACCCUGCAGCGUGCCCUGCUCAACAUCACGCUGGUCGUCUCGGGGGUGGUGUGCUUCGUCAACGUGGGCAUGGUGGUGCUCUCCGACCUCAAGAUGGCCACGUCCCUGCUGCUGCUGCUCUUCGCCGCCUUCAUGGGCCUGCGCGCCUCCAAGAUGUUCGGACAGCGGCGCAGCGUGCAGGCGCUGGAGCUGGCGCACAUGCUCUACUUCCGCAGCACGUCCAACAACUCAGAGCUGCUUAGCGCCCUGGCCCUGCGCGCGCAGGACGAGCACGCCAAGGAGGCGCUGCUGGCGCACAGCUUCCUGGCCCGGCGGCCGGGCGGGGCUCGCGGCCCGCCGGAAGAGACCUCCCAGUGGCUCCAGUCGGAGGUGGAGAACUGGCUCCUGGCCCAGUCAGGCUGUGACGUGACCUUCAAUGGAACUCGGGCCCUGGCCCACCUGCAAGCCCUGACCCCCAGCAUCGGGAUGUACCCGUCUCCAGGUUUCCCCAAACUGGAGCCGGUGGCUGCUAUCACUUCCCCCAAAGCCGCACCCAGCAGAGACAGCCCCUGACCGAAACCUCCCCACCCGGCCCCGCCCAGCCACCUGGCUGGGAACUAAGCUCCGCCUCCUCCAUGACAAGCUGUCAAUCACGGCUGCUAGGCUUCGCCGUUCCCCAACCACCAAUUCCUCGUGGGCAAUCACUUCCGUUACCACUUCCCUUUACGCUGUUUUCUUAAACAAUGCCAAGGAUCAAGGCAGCCGGCCGUUGCUAGGCCCCCUCUUCUGAUGAACAGCCAAUCAAAGCUUUGCGGCUCUGCUUCGCUGCCAUCUCUUAGUCCCACCCCCACCAUCAACAUCUUAACGUGGUCUGGCUGAGGAGGGAGCGUCAGCCAAUGACAGCUGCUCAACGUACAAACCACCAGGCCCAGUUGUUGUUAAACGGAGCCCUCCCGAGGCUAUAUAUCUCUGUCUUUUUAGCCCGCACCGGGCAAAGUGCCCAUCCUGUUCACCAAGGCGGAGCUCCAGCCCGCGGCCAGUGAGAACAAUUUAGCCCAGUUCUCUGGCAAACGACCAACGACAGCUGCUGGGCACUAUCAACCUAGGGCAGCCAGUUGUCCCUGCAUAGAGGUCACCAAUCAGAAUGUCUAAAGGAGACCCGAUCUUUCCAUCAGUUGCCUUUACUUAUAAGGCAGGCCAUUCAGACAACUGCCUAUCAGCUUGUCCAGGCUAGAGGAGUUGAGAGCUUUGUGCCAGGUGGAAAGCUGUGGGCCAGGAGGAGCCAGAAACCACCCUCACCCCACGGCUCCCUUCUACUCGGGCCCCAACGACACAACUCAGGUGCCUUCCCUGCCCAGGCAGGGCCCUCACCCUUUCUACAGAAACUACCUCUGCCUGGAUCUUGCCUCCACCUCUAGCCUGUGCAAUAUUUAUUGGUCUAUCAAUUUCUACCCUGUCCCCUGUCCCAAAGGAAUAAAUCAUGUUUAAUAAGC